Galleria mellonella (greater wax moth) is the source of this 2780-nucleotide messenger RNA. RefSeq lists its product as uncharacterized. NCBI's taxonomy places the organism in Eukaryota, Metazoa, Arthropoda, Insecta, Lepidoptera, Pyralidae. The record is from RefSeq and is a predicted model, not a curated record. The transcript has 2 exons. Bases 325 to 687 code for a protein of 120 amino acids.
AAUUAGCCAUUUAAUUUGAACGUAAAAUAAAUAUAUUCCGUUCAUUCUCACGUUAUUGUUCGAUUUCCUUGUAAUUUCGUCGCUGUGUACCCGAGUUAGUAAGUCGGUAACAUUUCUUACUAACACAGCUGUUAAAAAUCUAUCGAAAUCAUCACAGUAUAAUUUAAAUCUGUAUCGCGAACUAAUUUGAUCUCUACGCCGAUAUGUUUAAAGCGUAUAAUUGGUUUCUUUGGCGAUGUUUUUUCUAAUAACAACCUCGUCGCUCGUCGUACGUGAUGCAUCGAGUUACUGCAACAAAAGCGAUUGAUUCGUCCUCGGGAUCAAAUGGGGCGAAUUUCGGCUGCACGAGGGGUGUGCGGGACGGGGCGCGGGGUGCGGCAACAAUGCGGCCGGGGUAUCGAUCCGCCCCCGCCCGACGUCGUCUGCCCGACGCACAGCCUACCAUACCGACUCCUAGCGGUCUAUGCAAACCUAAUACUUUGCUUUCGGAACAUAACCGAGGUAUGUGUUGAAUCCGAGGCGCGGAGUGCGCAUGCGCCGGAGCCCCGUGGGAACGAAGCGCGCUUCCUCGAAGUGCGGCGUGCGGCGCGCUCGACCACAGCGUUGGGUUACUGUCCACCGAGCGGCGACCGGUUCGAUAGUUUUUUACGGGGAAAUAGAACCAAGAACCAGUUACGGCUGCGAUAACAUGGAACUGAACCUAUUUUCGUGGUGUUCCAUACUUAGCCAUAAAAUCACUUUAUAACUUAUACAUUGCACGUAAUACAAUGGUGGAGAUUCUCAAUUUGAUUUUUUCUGUUACCCUCAGAAAAGUGUCGUUGUUCAUUGAUGUAUUUCAUUCGUUUUCAAGAUAACAUUAAUUUUGUCUCGAACUAUGGAACUGUUUGUUAUACAUUUAAAAUCAAUUUGUUUUAUAAAACCAUCGAUUUCUGUAGGUUUUGGUUUUAAAUAGAGUGCGUCGCUUUUUUGUUUGCAAAAGUGUGUUUUUGUUGCUUCUAUUUGAUAUCUUUGCAAUAACAAAAUAUAAUGGCCUAGACGCCUCAAAUAUAUAAUAAAAUUUUUCAAAAGUAUUUUAAGAUGUCGCGUUCUGAAGAUAAUCAUCAUCAUCGUAUCAGCCGUUAUCUGUCCACUGCUGAACAUAGGUCUCCCCCAUAGACUGUCAUAAGUAACUGUUCAGAGCCACUUGCAUCCACUAAUAUUAAUAUUAUUAAUAAAUGCCACACAAUCACACCAACUGCCUGAUCCUCAAGCUCCUCGUUCUAUGAGGAACCAAGUAACGAACAUCUGGAGGCAAACCAAAAACACUCAGACUCGAGCCAAAUCAGAAAAGUUUUUUUUUCUUAAUUGGCCCAACCGAGAAUCGAACUCAAAGAAAGAUCAACUAUAGAUGUAUUCAUUUACUACGAUUUCUCGUAUUCAAUAUUGCUCAACAGAUGAUGGUAAUUACAAAAUUUUAAUAGUGAAAAUUUUGCAAUCACGAAAGCUAAAAUACCAUCAAUCUCACGUAGGUGUGGCGACCAUUAAGUGAGACGAAUAAUGACCACUCAUUUAUAUUCUGUUGUCCCAUCCGACGGAAUCCCUCCACUCCAAUGUAUCACCGCAACAAAAUUCCAUCUCGGAAACUGGGUUACCUUGGAUGUAUAAAUUAUUCAUAUGACUUACUUCUAAGCAAGAGGCGUUGUCGGAAAAUUUUUAUCCUAAUACAAACAGCCGUUGAAUCGGGUUAUGCCACUGAAAAGCUUUUCGUUCGUUUAUAAACAGCAUCGGCUUACAAACGGUUAGCACUAGUAAAAUGAUACUAAAUGGUAUGUUGGUAGAAACACCCAGAAUGACAAGACAGACGACGAAAAGUGAUUCUCGUUUCGCUUCACACGAAUUGAAACACGGUGAUUUAAUGACCGCACGUUUUCCCCUUAAUAACGAAGAAUCGCAUGAAACUGCUGGUCUACCAUGAAAUGCAAUUCCGAAUUUUCGGAUUCAAUUUCGUAUUUUCAUUCAUACAGAAGUCGGUCCAGUAAAUGGACCUUUACAUUUUGUUCGUCAUAAAUUGUACCAUAGAAGUCCAAAGGAACGGUAUUUUGAACAUUUUCAAUUUUUUUAAACAGUAGGUAAUAUAUAAUUUUAACAUCAAACUUGUAUUUCGUUCGGACUCGAAAUUUCGGAAAACAUUUCAUGGUAGGCCUUCUGUUCACAACUUUGGGUUUGGUAAGUGUUUAUGUCGCUUUAAUAAUGGUUUUUAUAUUACAUUUACUUUUCUUACUCUAUUAUUCUUCUUUGAAUUUUUACUCUACCCUCAAAUAUAUAUAUUUAAUGUGUCCAAUAAAAUAAACAUCUUACCACCCGUAUCAAACAGCGAGGACAUAAUACCUGAACGAAUGCACCUCCAACUAUAAAAAAUGGUUUUUCGUAUUAUGCACGGACGUCAAAAAAAAUUCUAUUAGAAUUGAAAAUAUUUGGCAAGAGGAAAAAUAUUCCAUGGUUAUAUAAUUUUAUAUAUAUGUACGUACAUAAUUCAAAAGGAAUCGUCAUAAUCGAUCCACAAUUAGAGAAAAUAUUGCAUUAAAAACUAAAAUUAAUUAUAUAUAGUCUUGUUAAAAAAACUCAAAUUAUAAUUAGCAUGCUUAACAUUAUUUGAAUUUGCAACUGUUUAUGUAUUCCAUAAGAACUUUGUCAUUACCUAUUCAAAGCAAAUAUUCUUAUUAUAUACAAAUAAUCUAUACUUAUAACAAAUCUGUAGAGAGGUUAAUUCUGUACAUGAAAUAUAUUUUCAAAAUAACUAU